AUGGGUAAUUCUUCAUUAUCAGGUAGUACUGGGAAACAAGUAUGUAUUUCUCUUCGUGGUCUGUCACAUGAGUUGGUACAAAAUUCAAGUAUUUCAAUUAGAGGUACUGGUAAUUAUGUACCAGUAAAGUUACAAUCAAUGUGUAACGAUGAAGAUGAACCAAGACUACAACUGAUAAUUAAUUCACAAGCUGAACAAGAUAAUCAACAAAUUGAUGAUAUUUAUAAUCGAAUUCGUUCUGAUUUAACGUUAUUCGAACACAAUGAUGCACCUGUUUAUAAUUAUGUUAAUCGUGAAGUUACUGUUUUGGAUUCAUUGUUUAAUUCUCUUCCAAUGGAUAUAUUUAAUCCUGACCUACAUAUAUUAGGUCCACAAUCAUUAGCUUGUUCAAUUAUUGUUGAAUCAUUAACUGGUACAAUGGUUGAUUCAUCUAUAGCAUAUAGAUAUCGUUUUCCAAUAUACCACGAGAAACAAACUACUUUGAAUUUUGCGGUUAUGCAAAUUCAAGCACUUGUACACCAAGCACAACAUAGUUAUUUUAUGAUGUAUAGUAUAAAAAUUGGACGAACGUUAGGUAUUAUAAAACAAAUGGAAACUGGCACAUCAACAUCAAAUCAAGAGGAAUAUUCAUCAUCUACAGCAUAUAAACCUACUUGUAAACGAAAACGUACUGAAGAUGAAGAACAACAGCUAACAACAAGUCAAUCAAUUUGUGAUUCUGAUCAAAGUGAUGAUGAUGAUGAUGAAAUAAUACCCGACGACAUACGGUAUGAAUCUCAAGACUUUGUUUCAAAUUAUAGUUAAAAUAAUUCUCCAAUAUGGGACAAUUCUGAUCAUAUUUCAUCUCAUCUAUCAUUCCAUCACUUGUAGAUCCUUUGUUUUCCUGUUAUACUAUAAGACUAAUCGAGAUGAGUGUAUAUUAUAAUAAAGUUUAUUUAUUAAAAGUAAAAAAAAUAAUGAAUAUAGUUUAUCAAAUCAUUCAUUUAUAUGGGCACUUCGUAGACGCUUGGUAGUCUAUGUCAGACGUGCUAAAAGGCGCUUGGUAGCCUGAAUGAAACUGGUAUAUGCAAUCAUGAAUCUUGAUGCUAAUUAAUUGCUACGAAAGAAAAUAGUACAAUCGAAAUUGAUAUCGAUGGUGAUAAUACUUGGUAUUGAUAUCAGUUUUGUCAUUACGGAUAGAAAACUUGGAGAUAUAGAACAAAUCAGAGUUAGGAUAAUAUUUUCUUUUUGAAAAAUCAAAAAACGACGUAUUAGAUAAUAUUUGAUUUGUCCAACUGACUAACAAAGGAAGUUUCGCAAGGGAUAAAUUACUUUUAAGUCGAGACUGCAUUAUGUAGAACCAAAUGAGCUCUAAAUUCUCUGAAAACACGAGAAAAAUUUAUAUUCGAAUUCCGAUUUGAAACUUUACACAUAGGCAGGUCUCAACGAGAAUAGUUUUCUUGUGAAUAUUUCAGAUCUUAUUAUUGCUCCUAUCUUAAGAUACAGUCUUGAUAAAGGAUUGUCUUCUACAUUGCUUACAUAGAAUGCCACAUUCGAUGUUUUUAUUUAAGAACGGAAGCAAAUCAGAAUAUCUGAAUCUCUCACAAUAAGCUGACAAUAUGUCUCUGCACAAAGUACAAUGAAAACUUGGCAAUCAGUUUUCUUGCUGUUUCUGAGGAGGUCUAAGGCAUCCAUUUAAAAACUACCGUGAAUUUACAGUAUGUCUGCCACAAAUAAGCUAAGAUCCUCAACUUAUCAAUAGAUUGAAAAUUUAUUUAGGUUUUCAUGAUAUUCAGUGUUUUAUCUAGUGGGUAGGCUGGAUGAGCGGCGCCCACCCUAAAUUUCGAUUCGCCCGCCCGAAAAUAUAAGAAAAAUGGUUUCAUAAAAAGUAUAUGUUAUCUUCCAUUUUCACUCUUAUUAUUUAUGGACACCAUUCAUUUUAUCUUUUCUAAUUAGUAGUGAAGGGUGUCAGGUUUGAUAAUAUCUGAUUUCUUAGCGCAUUGGUGGUGUGAGUUUUUCCUCUAAGGUUUUUCAGCAUGCUU
Messenger RNA from Rotaria sp. Silwood2, 2021 nucleotides. The record is from the annotation of a GenBank genome assembly. NCBI's taxonomy places the organism in Eukaryota, Metazoa, Rotifera, Eurotatoria, Philodinida, Philodinidae.